CUGUGAGCCCACAGCGGCAAAGAUGAGGUGGAAGUGUGCGUGGUUGUGUGUCCUCACUCUUUGUGUUGCUGCUGUCACCGAUGUACAAGCUCGGCUGGAUCCCAACCAUGUCAGCAGCAUCUGCAGCACAUGGGGCAGAGAGCACUUCAAGACCUUCGAUGGUGACGUGUACCAGUUCCCUGGUCUGUGUGAAUACAACCUGGUCUCCGACUGCCACGAGUCGUACAGGGAGUUCUCUGUGCACGUGAAGCGGGAGCUAAAGGAUGGGAACCCAACAGUUAGUUAUGUGGUGGUCACCAUCAACAACCUCUUGUUCCACCUCACAACCAGCGAGAUCACUUUGAACGAGCAGCCUGUCCAGGUUCCGUACUACAAUGCAGGGGUAGAAGUGGAAAAAAACGCUGUUUACAUCAAACUCCAGUCCAAAGUCGGCAUCACUGUCAUGUGGAACGGGGAUGAUGCAGUCAUGGUGGAACUGGAUAAUGACUAUAUUAGUCGCACUUGUGGACUUUGUGGCGACUUCAACGGUUUUCCACUUUAUGAUGAGUUCAUUGAGAACGGUCGCAAAAUCAGUCCAAUUGAAUUCGGCAACAAACACAAAGUUCAUCGACCAAACGACGGCUGUGAGGACCCGUAUGAAGAGGACGGCGAAUCCCCGGUUGCUCUGAAGUCAUGCAACGACUUUCAAAGCCACUGUGAAGAGCUGUUCCAUUCAGAACUCUGGAGUUCCUGCGUGGAGCUGGUCAAGCCUGAACCUUACGUCCAGGCCUGUGUGCAGGACAUGUGCAGCUGCACCAACAGUUCAAAGGAAGUGUGUGUCUGCAGCACACUGACUGAGUUCUCCCGCCAGUGUUCCCAUGCAGGAGGACAGCCACCCAACUGGAGGACACCUCAGUUCUGUGAUAAACAGUGUCCAUUCAACAUGGUUUAUGAAGAGAGUGGCUCGCCGUGCAUGGACACUUGCACCCAUCUAGACACAAGUUCACUGUGUGAGGAACACAAAAUGGACGGCUGCUUCUGUCCUCCAGGGACUGUGUUUGAUGACAUUUCCAUGAGAGGCUGCGUUGCUCAGUCUGAAUGUCAGUGCAAACACGACAAAAUAUACAGCCCUGGUGAGGUUUACCGGCAGGACCUGGUUGAAUGUACAUGCUCUGAGGGCAGAUGGGCCUGUAAAAGCCUUCAAGCUCCUGCUACAUGUGCAGUUGAAGAGGGUUCACACGUGACUACAUUCGAUGGGAAAACCUACAUGUUCCAUGGAGACUGUUAUUACACUUUAGCCAAGGUGGAAAACAAGGAUAACGCAAGUCCGAAGUUUACUUUGUUGGUCAAGUUGGUGCCGUGUGCAAAUCAGGAGUUCGACACUUGUCUUAAGAAACUGAAAAUCCUGCUGAACAAUGACAGAAACACAGUGAGUGUACUAACUUUCACUUCAGAUGGUUCUGUAAAGCAGAACAUGCAGACGAUCAACCUGCCUUAUCAAUCAGGUGACAUCCACAUAUUCCACGCUUCAUCCUUCCAUAUCCUGCUCCAGACCAGCUUUGGGUUACAAAUCCAGAUCCAACAUGUUCCUGUCAUGCAGGUUUAUGUCAGCCUGGACCAGAGCUACAGAGGAAAGACACGUGGUUUAUGUGGGAACUUUAAUAUGAUUCUGAGUGAUGACAUGAAGACGCCUCAGGGCAUUGUGGAGGGAACAGCAGCAUCUUUUAGUAACUCCUGGAAGACGAAUGCCAUGUGCCCAGCCCGAGAGGAAAGACUUGACGACCCCUGUUCUCUCAGUGUGGAGAAUGAGUUAUACGCCAAACACUGGUGCAGCUUACUGCUGAGUCCAAACAGCACCUUCAGCCGGUGUCGCUCCGUGGUGGAUCCUGACUUGUAUUAUAAGCGAUGUGUUUAUGCCAGCUGUAACUGUGAGAAGAGUGAGGGCUGCCUCUGCGCCGUCUUCUCCUCUUACGCCCGGGCUUGUGCAUCUAAGGGAGUGAUCUUGACAGACUGGAGAGACGCCGUGUGCGAUAAAUACUCCAGGAGCUGCCCAGAGACUCAGACCUUCUCCUACAAACAUCAGAGAUGCCAGCUGACCUGCAGAUCACUGGGAUCAGAGCAGCAGAGCUGCACAUCUGACUUCUUACCUGUGGACGGCUGUUCGUGUGCCGAGGGUCUGUACCUGGAUGACCAUGGUCUCUGCGUCCCCAUAGAGAAAUGUCCCUGCUACUAUAACGAACAGUACAUCAAGGCAGGAAAGUCCAUCAGCGUCAAAAAUGACCACUGUGUGUGCACCAGUGGAAAACUUCAUUGUCAUUCUUGGAGAAGCCGCUCAUCAGCAUGCAUGUUUCCAAAAGUAUUCCUGAACUGCUCCAGUGCAGACCCAGGGGAGCUGGGAGUCCAGUGUGCCCGAACUUGUCUAAAUCUGGACAGCAAUGAUUGUGAUUCCACAGAGUGUGAAUCUGGCUGUCGGUGUCCGGCUGGCACAGUGGACAAUGGCAAAGGUUCCUGUGUGAAGGAGCAUGAGUGUCCGUGUCAACACAACGGGCAUGUCUACGACAGUGGAACAAAAAUACCAAAUCAGUGCAACACCUGUACCUGCAAAAGUGGAAAAUGGACGUGCACGGAGAAAAAGUGUCCAGGAACAUGUGUUAUUUAUGGCAGUGGUCACUAUAGGACAUUUGAUCAGCGAGCCUAUGCCUUUCAAGGACACUGUGGCUAUAUUGCCGUCCAGAAUAAAUGUGGUAAUAAAACAGUUGGAGACUACUUUGGAGUUAUCACCGGAAAUGUACCAUGCGGAACUACAGGAACUACAUGCUCCAAAACUGUCCGAAUCCAGCUGGGGCGAACGGAAAUCAAACUGUUCAGGGGUCGAUAUAAAGAGCAGGACCUUGGACAUGGCGCUGACAUUGAGUACAGAAUAAGGAACGUCGGCUUGUAUCUGGUGGUGGAAUCUGACAUUGGUCUGGUUGUGAUGUGGGAUCGCAAAACCACUGUUCGCAUUCUCCUGGAGCCACAGCACAGCGGAGACGUGUGUGGCCUCUGUGGAGACUUUGAUGGCGACGGACAGAACGACUUCACCACGCAAGGUCAGCUGGCUGUGAGCGGACUCCUGGAAUUUGCAAACAGCUGGAAAGUAUCCAGCUCCUGCCCAGAUGUGGAAAUCAACAGUGACCCUUGUGUAGCAACGCCCAGUCGCCAUCACUGGGCAAAAAUGAUGUGCAGCAUAAUAACUGGAGACGUGUUUAAAGAAUGUCAUGUCAAGGUAGACCCGCUUCCCUUUCAUGAUAACUGUGUGAGAGAUUCUUGUGCCUGCGACACUGGGGGGGACUGUGAGUGUUUCUGCACAGCGGUCGCAGCCUAUGCUCAAGCCUGUAAUGAGGCUGGCGUCUGCGUUGCAUGGAGAAGUCCCGAUAUCUGUCCUGUCUUUUGUGAUUAUUAUAACAACCGAAAUGAAUGCAUUUGGCACUAUAACCCCUGUAAGACCUGCUACAAGACGUGCUACAAUCAGAACUGCACCAAUCAUUUACCCAGUCUGGAAGGCUGUUAUCCUGAAUGUCCAGAGGAUAAGCCUCUUUUUGAUGAGGAAAAACAGAUGUGUGUGGAGAAAUGUGAAUCAACCACCACAACAGAAGAGCCAGCCACAACUACACAAUCUACCACAACGGAAGAGCCAACCACUACUACACAAUCUACCACCACACCCUAUCAGCCAACCACGACUACACCAUUUACUACCACAACCAAAGAGCCGACCACGACUACACAAUCUACUACCACAACCAAAGAGCCGACCACGACUACACAAUCUACUACCACAACCAAAGAGCCGACCACGACUACACAAUCUACUACAACAGAAAAGCCAACCACUACUACACAAUCUACCACAACAGAAGAGCCAACCACGACUACACAACCUACCACCACAACCAAAGAGCCAACCACGACUACACAAUCUACUACCACAACCAAAGAGCCAACUACAACUACAAAAGCUAUAUCAACAACACCAUGUAUUCCAGCCUGUGAGUGGUCUGAGUGGUAUGAUGUGCAUGAUGCUGAUAUAGACUACAGUGACUGGGAAACAUAUGAGAACAUUAUAAACAAUGGAAAGGAAAUAUGCCCAAAUCCCAAAGAAAUUGAAUGUGUAUCAACAAAAAACGUCAACAUGACCUUUGAUGACUUUGUGGGUCAAACUGGUCAAGUUGUCACAUGUGAUUUGAGCUACGGCUUAAUAUGUCAAAAAGAGCAGCAGGUCAGACCUCCAUUUAAGUGCUUUAACUAUAAGAUUAGAGUAUGUUGUGAGGUAUGUGUAACACCAACUACAACUACACAAUCUACCACCACAACCGAAAAGCCAACCACGACUACACAAUCUACCACAACAGAAGAGCCAACCACAACUACACAAUCUACAACUAAACCGCCAACCACUACUACAACUAAGGAGCCAACCACAACUACACAAUCUACAACUAAACCGCCAACCACUACUACAACUAAGGAGCCAACCACGACUACACAAUCUACCACCACAACUGAAAAGCCAACAACGACUACACAAUCUACAACUAAACCGCCAACCACUACUACAACUAAGGAGCCAACCACUACUACACAAUCUACCACAACAAAGGAGCCAACCACAACUACACAAUCUACAACUAAUCCGCCAACCACUACUACAACUAAGGAGCCAACCACGACUACACAAUCUACCACCACAACCGAAAAGCCAACCACUACUACACAAUCUACCACAACAGAAGAGCCAACCACAACUACACAAUCUACCACAACAGAAGAGCCAACCACGACUACACAAUCUACCACAACAGAAGAGCCAACCACAACUACACAAUCUACCACAACAGAAGAGCCAACCACGACUACACAAUCUACCACAACAGAAAAGCCAACCACGACUACACAAUCUACCACCACAACCGAAAAGCCAAGCACGACUACACAAUCUACCACAACAGAAAAGCCAACCACGACUACACAAUCUACCACCACAACCGAAAAGCCAAGCACGACUACACAAUCUACCACAACAGAAGAGCCAACCACAACUACACAAUCUACCACAACAGAAGAGCCAACCACGACUACACAAUCUACCACAACAGAAGAGCCAACCACGACUACACAAUCUACCACAACAGAAGAGCCAACCACGACUACACAAUCUACCACAACAGAAAAGCCAACCACAACUACACAAUCUACAACUAAACCGCCAACCACUACUACAACUAAGGAGCCAACCACGACUACACAAUCUACAACUAAACCGCCAACCACUACUACAACUAAGGAGCCAACCACGACUACACAAUCUACCACCACAACCGAAAAGCCAACCACGACUACACAAUCUACCACAACAGAAGAGCCAACCACAACUACACAAUCUACCACAACAGAAGAGCCAACCACGACUACACAAUCUACCACAACAGAAGAGCCUACCACAACUACACAAUCUACCACAACAGAAAAGCCAACCACGACUACACAAUCUACCACCACAACCGAAAAGCCAACCACGACUACACAAUCUACCACAACAGAAGAGCCAACUACGACUACACAAUCUACCACAACAGAAGAGCCAACCACGACUACACAAUCUACCACAACAGAAGAGCCAACCACGACUACACAAUCUACCACAACAGAAGAGCCAACCACAACUACACAAUCUACAACUAAACCGCCAACCACUACUACAACUAAGGAGCCAACCACGACUACACAAUCUACCACCACAACUGAAAAACCAACCACAACUACACAAUCUACCACAACAGAAGAGCCAACUACGACUACACAAACUACCACAACAGAAGAGCCAACCACGACUACACAAUCUACCACAACAGAAGAGCCAACCACGACUACACAAUCUACCACAACAGAAGAGCCAACCACAACUACACAAUCUACAACUAAACCGCCAACCACUACUACAACUAAGGAGCCAACCACGACUACACAAUCUACCACCACAACCGAAAAGCCAACCACGACUACACAAUCUACCACAACAGAAGAGCCAACUACGACUACACAAUCUACCACAACAGAAGAGCCAACCACGACUACACAAUCUACCACAACAGAAGAGCCAACCACAACUACACAAUCUACAACUAAACCGCCAACCACUACUACAACUAAGGAGCCAACCACGACUACACAAUCUACCACCACAACUGAAAAACCAACCACAACUACACAAUCUACCACAACAGAAGAGCCUACCACAACUACACAAUCUACAACUAAACUGCCAACCACUACUACAACUAAGGAGCCAACCACGACGACACAAUCUACCACCACAACCGAAAAGCCAACCACAACUACACAAUCUACCACAACAGAAGAGCCAACCACGACUACACAAUCUACCACAACAGAAAAGCCAACCACAACUACACAAUCUACAACUAAACCGCCAACCACUACUACAACUAAGGAGCCAACCACAACUACACAAUCUACCACCACAACUAAAAAACCAACCACAACUACACAAUCUACCACAACAGAAAAGCUAACCACGACUACACCUCCAGCCAUACCAGACUGCCCAGAUUGGGGUGUAUCGCAAAAUGAGACAUUUUUGUUGUGCAACUGCACCAUGGCCAGAUGCAUAGAAAACAACACAGUUGAAAUAAUACCAUAUGAAUGUCCACCUCUUGAAAACAUCACUUGUAGCAAUGGGAGGAAACCCGUUCUUGUGUAUGAUGAAUACCAUUGCUGCCAACAUUACGCUUGUGACUGUGUAUGUGAAGGCUGGGGAGAUCCUCAUUAUAUAACAUUUGAUGGAUUUUAUUACAGUUAUCAAGGAAACUGUACUUAUGUUUUGAUGGAGGAGACGUCACCAAAACAUAAUUUAAAAAUCUUUAUUGACAAUGUCUAUUGUGAUCCCAACGAAGAUGUGUCUUGUCCACGAUCAAUAAUUGUGUCAUACAAAUCUCAUGUUUUCACACUCAUAAAUCACAACCUUCUUGGAGCAGCACAGUUGGAGGCACUGAAAAAUGGUGUUCGUCUAAGGCUACCUUAUUCAGAUUAUAGUGUUAAGAUCUUGGAUACUGGCAUUAAUUUGGUUUUGGAGAUCCCUCACUUACGAGCCAUCAUUACAUUUGGAAUAACAGGCUUCAGCCUUAACCUGCCAUUUGAAUUCUUUGGCACAAACACACAAGGCCAUUGUGGAACAUGCAAUAACAACCAGACUGAUGAUUGUAUGUUGCCUGGAGGCUCCCUGGCACAAAGUUGUGCUGUGAUGGCAGACUAUUGGUUCUCAAAGGACAUUUAUCAGCCAAACUGCAAGAUACCACCUGCACCACCCACCAACAUUCCUGAGCCUCCCCCAACCUUUGCUCCAUGCAAUCCAGCCUCCAUAUGUGACCUCCUUAAGAGCAGUGUCUUUGGGAAGUGCCAUCCCCUUGUCUCACCUGACAAGGUGUACCAGGGUUGUGUUUUUGACAGUUGCCAUGUUUCUAACCCAGCAGUGGAGUGCACAAGUUUGCAGACUUAUGCUGCUGCAUGUGCUCAGGCUGGAGUUUGUAUCCACUGGAGGAACCACACUAAGCUGUGCACAAGUGACUGCCCAUCAAACAAAGUCUACAAACCUUGUGGUCCUGCAGAGCAGCCAACCUGUGAAGACAAUCCAAAUGAACCAACACUGAACUUCACUACUGAAGGCUGCUUUUGUCCUGAUGGAAUGAAACUCUUUAAUAAAGAAUCUGGCAUAUGUGUAGACAAGUGUGGAUGUCUUGAUCCUGAGGGCAUUCCUCGUGAGUUUAAUGAAAGGUUUGAGUACAAAUGCCAAAGCUGCAUCUGUGAAGAAUCCACAAAGACAGUGACUUGCACGGCCAAGGAGUGUCCAGCACCACCUAUAAAAACCUGCUCCGAACCAGGGUUUGUCCUUGUCAACCAGACAAGUCCGACAGACCCCUGCUGUUCCACCUACGUGUGCCAGUGUCAGAUCAAUACUUGCCCAGCUGACAGCAUGAAAUGCACGGUCGGGUAUUUGCCAGUUGUCAGUGUUCCUGAAGGAAAGUGCUGUCCGGAGCACACAUGUGAGCCUAAAAGAGUUUGUGUACACAAAGACACUGAAUAUCAGCCUGGAUCUUCAGUUCCUGCAAAUACAUGUCAGGACUGUGUCUGUUCAAAUGAGGUGGACCCUCAUUCUGGUCUGUUCAAAGUCACCUGUGAGUUUCAGGCUUGUGAUGAAAAGUGUGACAUGGGAUACGAAUAUGUCGAAACUGAUUCAGAUGAAUGUUGUGGGAAGUGUGUACAGACACACUGUAUCCUCAAUCUUAAUAGUACUGUGCAACUCUUGAUGCAAGGAGAAGUCUGGUCACCACCACAGGAUAAGUGUCAAUAUUUCACCUGUCUUAAGAUCAGGGAAGCCUUGAUAACAACCAGUUCACACAUUGUCUGCCCACCAUUUGAUUCGAAUAACUGUGAUCCAAAUACAAUUCAGACUGCUGCAAAUGGGUGUUGUAAGACCUGUGUUGAGAAAGAGAAGGCUUGCAAACGAUUAACCAUGAAAACAAAAGUUAUGCACAAGAAAUGUCAGAGCAACGAGGAGAUAGAGAUGCCAUAUUGUGAAGGAUCCUGCAACACUUUCACAAAGUACUCUGAAGCAGCAGCCGCUGUGAAGCAUUUUUGCUCCUGCUGCAAAGAGACACGCUUCAGCAAUCGCACAGUUGAGCUGCACUGCUUAAACGGAGACGUGCUUCCCUACACAUACGUCCAUGUGGAGGAAUGUGGCUGUGGGCAAACUGAAUGCACCACACCUGCACGCAGAAAGCGAAGCUUCACACUACAGUGAUAAAACAUUGCAUUAAAUGCUGCAGGACAUACAAUGUUUCCCCAUACUAUUCUCAUAAUUAUUACUUCUUACAAAGACACUGUCAUUGUAGAGUAUUAAUCAAGUAAUUAAAUAAAGCAAUGCAAAAUAUG
Messenger RNA from Betta splendens (Siamese fighting fish), 8967 nucleotides. Its product is annotated as mucin-2-like. Gene Ontology annotation, molecular function: protein binding. The record is from RefSeq and is a predicted model, not a curated record. Lineage: Eukaryota; Metazoa; Chordata; Actinopteri; Anabantiformes; Osphronemidae. Gene Ontology annotation, cellular component: extracellular matrix. The transcript has 43 exons. The coding region runs from base 23 to 8836 and encodes 2937 amino acids.